CGCGCCUCCGCCUCUAGCCCAAACCGGCCGGACCAGCUCCCCGGGUCCACUGCGAGCCCCCUCCCCACCAGCCGAUCGCCUUCCCCGGGCAGCGGGUCUCCCGGACUCCCACCACUCAGGAGGGCAGAGAUGGCCCUGCACCCUCAGGUGUGGCCCCCGGCCACACCCAUGCCCAUGGUCGAGAGCUCCCUCUAUCGGCAGCGGCUGGAGGUCAUCGCGGAGAAGCGGCGGCUGCAGGAGGAGAUCCGCGCCGCACGCCGGGAGCUGGAGGAGGAGAAACUCCGCCUGGAGCGGCUCAAGAGGAAAUCUCUCCGGGAGCGUUGGCUCAUGGAUGGGUCAGCUGAAGGGUCAGAGCCUCUGGAGGACCCCGCGUCCAAGGACCCCCAGUCACCAGAGGGACAGGCCCAGGCUCGAAUGCGCAACUUGGAAGACAGCUUGUUCACACUCCAGGCCCAGCUGCAGCUGUUGCAAAGUGCAUCUACCGGCGCUCAGCACAGGCCAGUGGGCAGACCCACCUGGCGCAGACAGGGUCCCCGUCCUCUCUCCCAGCCCGCCUUGGAGGCAGGUCCUGAAGGCCACACUGAUGUGGACAAGAGAGCGUCCAUGCCGGCUGGCCCAGUGGGCGUGUCCCCCCAGCCCCCCAACGAGUUCAAGGAGGAGCCUGCUGGAGGAGCCUCCUCAGAAGCCAAUGGUCCCUGCCCUGGACGCAGCCCCCCCACAGGGCAGGCGCUGGGUCCGGGGGUGGCGGCCAGAGAGGAGGGGGCCACCGUGAGAACCAAAAGGGAGGACGUGGUGGAGGUGGUGUGGGAAGGGCUGAGACCCACAGAGGACUGUGCCAGGGCCCCCACGGGUCCCGAGCUGGAGGCUAGGGUGGAGCAAGUGGUACUGGAGACCCUAGGGGCCAGGCAGAGGGCUGGCAGCGUAGAGCUCCCGGCCUGGGUGAAGGAGGGCAGGGGGGUGGUAGAGGUGGUCUGGGAGGGGCUGGGGGGUAGUGACUCUGCGCAGGCCACAAAGACUAGCUUACAGGGGCCACCGGAGGCAGAAGCUUCCAGAAAAGAGGAAGGUGUUCCCGGGGACAGCCUGGCAGGUGAUGGGCAGGGGGAGCCUGAGGGAGAGGAGGAAUCCUUCAUUUGGGUGGAGAGAGUGAACAUCGGCAAGGACUGGGAGGAGCUGUCGAUGGAGGGGCUGGAAGGGCCCGUGGUGUCAGGGGAGGAGGAGGGUAGAGCUGGCGCUGAGCUGGGACAGCGGACAGGAGGGGAGGGGAGUGGGGCAGGGGAGCUAGGAGGUGAGGAGGGAAAGGCGGGCAAGGGAGUCUUGUCAGAGAGACAAACAGACCAGGAAGAGUGCGAGGUGGAGGUGAAGGGAGACGAGAGACAGUUGAAAGUAGGGAAUGGAGGGGAGGAAAACCCAGAGGUGAUGUUGGUGGCACAGAUGAAGCUUGAGGAUGGGGAGAGAAAGGGAGGUGAGAAACUACCGGACGGGGAGGCAGAAGGAGGUGAGAAGCUGUUGGAUGGAGAGAGAAAGGGAGGUGAGAAAAUACCGGAUGGGGAGGCAGAAGGAGGUGAGAAAGUAACGGAUGGGGAGACAGAAGGAGGUGAGAAAGUACUGGAUGGGGAGGCAGAAGGAGGUGAGAAAGUACCGGAUGGGGAGGCAGAAGGAGGUGAGAAAGUACUGGAUGGGGAGGCAGAAGGAGGUGAGAAACUACUGGAUGGGGAGACAGAAGGAGGUGAGAAACUACCGGAAGGGGAGGCAGAAGGAGGUGAGAAACUACCAGAAGGGGAGGCAGAAGGAGGUGAGAAACUACUGGAUGGAGAGGCAGAAGAAGGUGAGAAACUACUGGCUGGGGAGGCAGAAGGAGGUGAGAAACUACUGGAAGGGGAGGCAGAAGGAGGUGAGAAACUACUGGAUGGAGAGGCAGAAGAAGGUGAGAAACUACUGGCUGGGGAGGCAGAAGGAGGUGAGAAACUACUGGAAGGGGAGGCAGAAGGAGGUGAGAGGCCAUCAGAGGUGAAAAAGAUCCAAGGGGCCCAAGGAGAGCUCAGUUCAGAGGAGCAGAGAGCAUUGGGGGAAGGAGGGGAGCCCCAGGCCAAAGCUGUGAACAAAACAGGGACCCCCCAGGAUGUGAAACCAGAAGAUGAAGGACUUGAAGGCACAGAUAAGCAAGAAGGACUGGUGGAGGAGGGAGAAGGGAAGCCUCGGCCCUUAGCUGAAGGCCAGGGCCUCCAGGGCGACGCCACGCCCCUCCUGGCAGAGGCCCCGGCCCCAGAGCAGCCGGCAGAGAACCAGCCACUGCUUCGACGGGAAGGGGCCAGCGCCAACCCCAGUGCCCACCCCGCACCCACGUACGCACCUGCCCGGCAGCCUGAGCCAGCAUCCCGCUCCGAGGGCAAAGAGGCCAGUGGCCCCAAGCAGAAGACGUGCCAGUGCUGUGUGGUGAUGUGAGCCUCGCGUCACCCCAUGCCCAGCUCCUCUUUCAGCUACCUCGCCUCCUGGCAUCCAGCAGAGGGUCCCGGGCGCAGACAGGGCACCACAGGACUGGCAGCAGCACCUGGAAGCCAGCUGGCCCGCGUGACCUUCACCUACGCCUGGGCUUCCGGAUCCCAUGCCCACUGCCUGUCAGUCACCCUGGCUCCCUUCUGCAACAAAGCCUUUAUACUUGAAAAUAAAACAUAUGAAGCACUCAA
This is a messenger RNA of Jaculus jaculus (lesser Egyptian jerboa), 2684 nucleotides long. It is a transcript of the gene Palm3, whose product is annotated as paralemmin 3. The coding region runs from base 130 to 2442 and encodes 770 amino acids. The record is from RefSeq and is a predicted model, not a curated record. NCBI's taxonomy places the organism in Eukaryota, Metazoa, Chordata, Mammalia, Rodentia, Dipodidae. Gene Ontology annotation, cellular component: membrane. The transcript has 7 exons. Gene Ontology annotation, biological process: response to lipopolysaccharide; Toll signaling pathway; regulation of cell shape.